AUGUAUCCUUACAUGGGAUUAUAUGGUCACGGUUUGGGCUACGGCCAUGGAAUGUACGGCAUGAUGGGCCAUGGAAUGCUGGGUCACGGCAUGUUGGGUGACGGCAUGUACGGCCACGGCAUGUACGGCCACGGCAGCUUCGGUCAUAUGCCUUACUUAGGCUACUCGUCCAUGUAUAAUUCCUAUGGUCAUCUUGGAGGUCUCUACGGGCGCAGUUUUGGACAUUACGGAAGUUUGGGCCACAUGGGCUAUGGAAAUUGGUGCUGA
Hyalella azteca is the source of this 267-nucleotide messenger RNA. RefSeq names its product keratin-associated protein 19-4-like. The record is from RefSeq and is a predicted model, not a curated record. The transcript has a single exon. NCBI's taxonomy places the organism in Eukaryota, Metazoa, Arthropoda, Malacostraca, Amphipoda, Hyalellidae. The coding region runs from base 1 to 267 and encodes 88 amino acids.